This is a messenger RNA of Dichotomopilus funicola, 885 nucleotides long. RefSeq lists its product as uncharacterized. The transcript has a single exon. Bases 1 to 885 code for a protein of 294 amino acids. The record is from RefSeq and is a predicted model, not a curated record. NCBI's taxonomy places the organism in Eukaryota, Fungi, Ascomycota, Sordariomycetes, Sordariales, Chaetomiaceae.
AUGACGCGCCUAGCACCGCUGCUGCUCGCCAGCUUGUCCUCUUUCCUCUCCAGCGCCAUCGCCCAAACCAACGACACCACCCGCGCCUACCAAGCCCUCGUCGAACUCGACCAAGUCUUCCCCCAAAACGCAACCUACACCCCCGCCCCGGUCUUCCCCAUCGUCUUCGCCCUCCAAGACCUCCCCCGUGCUUGGGCAUCCACCUACGUCCGAGUCACCUGGAUCCUUUCUUCUGUCGAGGGGCUCUACCCCGGUAAAUACGAAAACGGCACCAUCACCAUCGACCACGCCGACUACCCGGACCCGUACUACAUCACGGCUUGGAGUCGCCGCCUCAAUAGCACCAAUGCCGCGGGCCACUACUACCUGUAUUGGUUCCUCGAGUACGAAGAGUGUCUCGGCGUCGACGUUCCUUCGACUGGUAUUGACUUCAAGUCGCGCAACGGCGUGCUACAAUUCACCCUCGCGUCGGAGUCGAACUCGGACAACAAAGCCCAGAAGCCCGACCUGCUAAACGUCGUGGACAAAUGUCCCGUCGUCAACGGCGCGUUCAAAAUCAGGGGUACCUUUGACAGGGAGGGCGGUGCCAAACCAGACCUGAUUAAUCAGACCCGGUCCGAAUGUGCUGUGCUUGACCGUGCGGAGCCCACGGGCAAUCCGUGUGCGGCGAAGCUGGAUGAGAAGACGGCCAAGAACAUUACGGCCGAGUUGAAGGCUUUGGCUUGUGCUGCGGACGGGUGUGAUACAGCGGGUGGUGAUCAGCAGAACGGAAACGGGAACGGAGGUGGUAAGGGGGACGACGGCUCGGGGGCUGGGAUUUUGAGGUGGAGUUCGAGGGUUUUGAUGGGGUGCGUGGUGGCGAGUGUGAUGCAGUGGUACUUGUAG